Messenger RNA from Effrenium voratum, 2595 nucleotides. NCBI's taxonomy places the organism in Eukaryota, Dinophyceae, Suessiales, Symbiodiniaceae. The record is from the annotation of a GenBank genome assembly.
AUGACAGCCGAUCGUGAAUUGUGGAUUGCCAUAGCAGAGGAGCACUUGCCAAGCCUGAGGCCUCAAGCAGAUGGCAAGUGGCCUUUGGAUAAAGCCAUCCAGGACUUGAGGUACAACCCGAGAGUCACUAUGCAUUUGCUGCCGUUACCCUCUGCAGUGGCCAAAGUGGCCACAGCACCUCCGCCCAAGGAGGCAAGUGGAGGCAAGGUAGCCACCAGGCCGAGGUGCCCGGAGCUGCUGAUCGGGUGUGAGCUAAAGACCAAAGACGGCAAACCAGUUUGCUACGGGUUCAACCUUGAGUCAGGCUGGGAGGAAGCUGACUUGUCGGCGCAGUGGGAUCAUGGCCUCAUUUGGAGGCGGAUGCAGGAGGCCAAGGUGCCGACAGUCAAAACUGCGCCAGAUCGAAGAGGCUGUCAAAGGCAGCGCACGAAGCCGGAUUUCAGGCAGUCGCAGUGGACCAUCAGAAGCAACGAGCUGAAGGACAGGCCGGACGGUUUGGACGGGCUGAGAGGUGCAGACAAGAAGAAGACUGAGCUGGCAAAUCAACUGUACGAUGCAGUGUUCGAAAUUGCAAGAGCCUUAGAUCCCAAGGACAUGUUGAGUCAGCUGCAGGCCCAUGAGCAAAACUCCAGCAACCGCAUACUGCUGGGCGGCAUGCCAAGAGGACGCAAAUUGCGCCCCUUCGUGUCGGAAUUUGGUCAGUAUUUGACGGUUUUGGGGCCGGUUCAAGACGUGGACUCUUUGAAGCACUUCUUGCAGCUGAAGCCUAAGGGCAGCAAGAUAACACGCAGACAAAUUUGCACAUGGGGGGAGGCACGGGUCUGCGCUCAACAAUUUCAGUGGGCCAUUUUGCCACCUAUGCCCACAGCAGAGGCAGGUUUGGUGGAAAAAGCGGUUGUGGGAAUACCGAGAAGCCCUGAAGAAUUUGUCAAAGCAGCGGUCGCAGCAGGCCAUCCGAGAGACAUUGCGGUUUUCCUACAGAAGGAGACAAAAGCAGCCGUCAUAGCCAACAGAGACCUCACAGCGGUGGACAUCAUCAGGAGGCGCAUUGAGUUCAUUAAGCACUGGCUUGGCAGAAGGAGUGCGUUGGAGGAGGAAGAAAAGAAACUGCAUGCAGCGAUGCCUGAAUAUGUGCGAGUGGUCCUCAAGGGCAAGAACAUCUUGCUUAUGGGCGAAAUGUUGAGAGACCUGGGUUACCCAGAUGUUAUGCUGCAGCAACACGUGGCGGAGGGCUUCAAAUUAACUGGAUGGCUUCCGGAGACGGGGUACUUUCAGAAAAGGGUACGACGUCCUGAGCUGAGAGUUGAGCAAGCCUUGCAAAUGGCUAAAGGUGUGAAUCAUGGCAUAUUGAAGCAAAUGCGUGCAGAGGAGCUGACUGACUUGGACCGAGCCACCUGGGAGGAGACCUGCAAAGAAGUGGAGAAGGGCUGGAUUUUUGAGGACGUUGCUCCAAACCUGCACGGUGUCUUACUCGCCAAGAGAUUUGGGCUGCAACAAAAGGAAAAGGUGCGAGUCAUUGAUGACUACACCGUUGGGGGCUUGAACAAAACGUGCGGCUUGAAAGAAAAGCUGAGAGUGCAAGCCGUGGACGAGAUGGCCGCCAUGAUCGCGUAUUCUUUGGACACCUGCGAGGCGAGCGCGCAUCCCAGAGUCCUGGGUCGCACCUACGAUUUGGAAGCGGCUUACAAGCAAUAUGCGGUACACCCAGCAGAUAGAGCGAUCUCGAGCAAGAAGUGUGUGGACUUUGCAGACACCUUCAAGACCCUGGGACUGGAAGAACUGGCGGACGAGAUUGAAGACAUUUUGCAGAAGGGACAGUUGACAGCAAAGGAGGCGCGAGCUAAGCGAAAGAAUAAGACCUUCGUUCAACGAGCUGGCAUGAAACGUGUUGCUGCCAUCCUGACUGAAGCCAACACCUGGUCUGCUUUCCGCACCUUGUGCACUGACCUCAGCAUUGCUGUCUCGACUGCAUCCUCUUCUGCGGCACGCGCCGUGGAUCACUUGCAAGUCAAUGACCCGCGGGCCAAAGGUGCGACAUCCAACAAGCCGACCAAGAAGAAGGAGCGACGAAAGCAGCGAACUGGCCACCUCCUCAACGGCUCCAAGAUUGAUCUGUCUUUCUUUGCCGAGGAAGGUUGUCCGUCUCCCCCUGCCGUGUCCCUUGCUGCGUUGUUGCAUGGUGAGGAAGGGAUUAGCUGCAUUAGCCCCGAUGAGUGGACGAAACAUUGUGAUGCUGUUCUGGGAGGGACCUUGACUGUGGGCGCACAUCCGCUGACGUCUGGGACAGUGGUUCGCAUGCUAGACUUGAUACUGUCAGACAGCAGGUUGCCGAAGAGCUCAAAGCUUGCGCUGCAUAGUAGUCGCUUGGACGCCAUCGAGAAGCAGCUUGUCGCCAUGUCUGGAGCACACGACGAGCUGGUUGAGAAAGUCGAAGCUGUGCCUGCCCUCAUCGCAUCGCAGCUCGAAGACAGCUGGCGAUCACAUUGUGAACGCCUUUGCAGUGUUGAAGCCAAAGUUGAUAGCGGUUUCUUGGAACUCAAGGAGUUGUUCCUCACAUCUCAGGCCAAAGUUCGCAAGGUGAGUGAGGGGCCCUAA